Molecule: messenger RNA, 201 nt
Organism: Geodia barretti
Lineage: Eukaryota; Metazoa; Porifera; Demospongiae; Tetractinellida; Geodiidae
Source: the annotation of a GenBank genome assembly
GCAUUGUGCUUCCUCCAACCUUCUCUUCGGUUCUUGAGCACACAGGUCUCAAGAUGGAAUAGUCAAUCUUCACAAGUAGCUAAACUGCACAAAACUACCACUUACUGCAUGGGUAGCCUACAUAGUUUCUUCACAGCUCCAACCCUCCUGAUUUUAAUUCCCGUCCACACAAAAGACCAUUACAGGCACACUGAUACUAAU